Messenger RNA from Schistosoma rodhaini, 8115 nucleotides. Lineage: Eukaryota; Metazoa; Platyhelminthes; Trematoda; Strigeidida; Schistosomatidae. The record is from the annotation of a GenBank genome assembly.
AAAAAUAAAUACGGUUUUAUCCAAGUUUUUGUUUUAUUGAUCUAAUGCUUGUGAUUAGUAGACCUGAAUAACUACCGUUAUUUACUCGAUUAUUUUAAGGACUUUUAUUUAUUGUAAUUUUAUGUUAAACACUUUUUACUGCACAACAAUUAUUGUCACCUAUUGGUUCAAUGUGUUAAAGGCUGAAUAUGUGCACUUUUCAAUCUUCUAUAUGAAAAUAACAUUAAGCAGUUACUUAUUUGCUCCAUCUUUAUUGGUCAACUUAACUUUUGCGUCUCAAAAAAAUAAGUGAGUAUUAACAGUAAUAGUUAUGGACCAAUAUAUUGUAACAAUUCUAAUUCUGACAAUUGGGAGUAUGUAACUAUCCACACACUUGUUAGGUUCAUUUCGUUUGAAGCGAUUAAUAAACAACUAUUCGACCAUAAAGAAGUUGGGAAGACAAGAACAAAAUUACCAGAAACUAAAUAGAAGUGAGUUAUUUAGAAUGCCGAGUCUAAUAACUGAUUAAAAUGACUGGUCAAGCAAGUAAAAUGAUUAACAACUUGCGUUUACUACAUUUAUUCGCACAUUGUAAGUUCACACCGACUUGAAAACAUUUAUUUACACUAUGGGUGCAAAUAAUUAUUAUCGUUUUCUUUUCAACUUUUAUUCUCACUUUGUAUUAUCACUGAAUGACAUUUAAAUCCAACAGAAACCUGAUGCAGAUAAAAAUGCUUACUAAUAACUGGAACGCUUCAUUGCUAUAUGUGUUUCAACAUACUGAACGUCAACGUCAUAUGAUUUGCUGUUUUCACGUCAACUGAUGUAAACUCUUAAGUCUGUCAUAAAAACACUUAUUUGCGAUUGGUUUAUUGAUAGUAAUUUGUGUGUUGAUUGUUCUUUACAAGAUUAUUCGUUACCUCUUGCUAAGCCAAUCAGGACAGAGUGACCUUCAGGAUAUAACUACAUUUUAGUUCAUGGUUAGUAGAUAACAGACUAGCGAAUGAUCCGGUGUUAUUUGUCCGGUGCAUUAUAAUGUGCUUUGGCGGAUACCAUUUUUAAUGUGGACGCCCAUGUCAACCUACAUAUUUAUCUCUGAUCUUGGGUCAUUUACUCAAAUAUGCUUAUUCGCAGUUAAAGCAACAUCAACAUUAUGUAUAAUAUGGAGUGCAUAUGUAUUUGCAAAAGCACGAUUGUUUUCCAGACGAGAUUCAGACAUUCAUAAUACUAUUGAUAAUAAGAAAAGGAAGUAUGAGCAUUGUGAUGAAUCAGAAAUUUCUACACCUUAUAACAGUUAUUCUUCCGAACAAAAUCUAUCAUCUUUGUCAAUUUUGAAAGGCGGUGUCAUAAUUCGCAAUGGUAUGAAUGCACUGUAUAAUUUAAUUCACUAUGUAAAGUAUAAUGACGAUGAUAAUGUUGCUACUGCUGUGUCUACCGUUGCUGACGAUGUCAUUUCAACAAAUCAAUAUAGUGAAUUCAAUAAAACCACUCGUGCAGAUGAAUUGAGUUUAUUUUAUCAAAUGAUAUGUGAUUUGAGUGUAAAGGCUGGAAUAACUCCCAGUAAUAUUUAUCGUACUUCUCGUAAACGAAGUCGUUUAUUGUCUUUCAGCAAAGAUCCAAAACUCACUACAGAUUACAUAUUGCAUCUUUUGAUUUCAUACAGUAAGGAUCCUAGGUAUUUGGAUCACUUAUUCCAAUGUGAAAACUUUGAUCGCCUAAUCAACUGGCUUUGUUUAAUCAGUCUUUCAGCAUUAAACAAUUCAGAUAAUAAUAAUACAUCACUUAUCGAUAAACAUCAUUCUUCACCAUCAGUGAAUCAACUCUUAUUUAAUAUGGACCAAUGGACAAACGAAUCAUAUUAUUGUAGUGAUAACAGUAGCAAUAAUACGGAUUCAUCCUUUGCAAAAGUAAAUAACUCUCCUGCUGUUCAUCUAGAAUAUCCUAUUCAUCUUUUAGUUGCUAAUUUCUUAGCUAACAUUUCGCAGCAUCCAUCAAGUUCCGUUUUAAACAAUUAUGAUGAUAUCAAUAAAUUAAUCAGCCUCUGGAAAGUUUCUGCAAGUUUGCAUUUAAAUCUUUUUGGUUCCAAGAUUGAUCAUAAUUUAAAAAUUCAUUCUAAAAUAACUGACGGUUCAUGUUCUGAUUCUCUUAAUUCAUAUCCUAUCUACUGUCCAGAUGUUUAUAAUCUAAAUGAUUCAAACGAUAUCAACGAAAAUUAUGAUUUCGAUAUUAUUUUUGUAAACGGCAUGUUAGGUAGUGUUUUCUAUACUUGGAGACAGCAUGAUUCAAUGCUUACCAACAAUCCUACUCAGUAUACAAAAUGUUGGCCUAGAGACUGGCUUUCCCACCGAUUUCCUCAAGCUCGAAUUAUCGGUGUUGACACGUCAUUGAAGCCAUUUGUUUGGCAUCCAAUUUGUCCACUUCAAAAGUUACGGCGUACAUUAGAUAAGCGAGCUGUAGACAUAAUGAAACAACUUAAAAAAUCAGAAGUUGGCUGUCGACCUAUAAUAUGGAUUACUCAUUCAGCUGGAGGUAUUCUUGUGAAAGAAAUGCUUCGAUUGGCCAAUUCAGUUAGCAAUGGUACUUCUGAUGAUUCGAAAAAUGAUCAUUCUGAGCCAAUUACCACAUCUAGCACUAGAGAUUUUGCACAUAUUUCUCAUACGUAUGCAGAUUUGUCAGUUUUAAAUGGGGGAAAUCAAACUGUUUCUCAAUCCUCACUUUUUAAAAUCGAUCCAUCCUGUAAAUGGUAUUGUCACGAAACUGACCAGGAGAAUGAAAAUCUGUCAAAUAUGUCGGAUCCUAGUUUCAUCUCUUGUGUUGAAGAUAAAAACGCCAAUGUGUCUGAUAAAAAAUUUGAAAAUCGUAUGUGUUAUUCAUCUAGUUGUUCUGAUGUACUGUCCAAACCCAUUAAUAAUGCAUCAUUCCUAACCACUUUAUCCGAUAAUUCAGCAAUAGAUCCUGUAAAUUAUCGAACAUUAGCAAGUAAUACACAAGCAGUUGUAUUUAUGAGUACACCACAUAGAGGAAAUCAAUCAAUGCACACUUUAUAUCGUCGUCCAUUCCGAUGGGCUCUCACUCCUGAAGCUAUUCAACUUGAAAAAGGCAUGUUAACACUUUUACUUUACUUUCUGACAAUAAAUAAUUUUCGUUUUUUUAUUUACUGAAGUUAAAACUUUUUUCUUUGGUAUCAGCUAUGAGUUCGUCACUUUUUAUCUAACUAAGCUAUGUAGAAAUAAGGUCAACUUAUUACGAUUAAAUUUUUUCUAAAAUGAGAUUAACGAAUAUUGUUAAGUAGUGAACGAGAACACUUGUGGGGACAACCAAAUGUAUUUUAAUACAUUACAUAAUAUCUUGGUGAAAUCUCAGAUAGAUAUAGUAAUACUUCAUUUGCAAUAUAUCCAUGAAUUGUAUCAGAUACUAUCGCUCCUUCGUUUCCGCACCAAUCAGUCUCUGUUCUCGUUCUCUUCGAUUUUCUCAACCUUCUGCCUCUAGGCAUUCCACUUUCGACUGGUGAUACAUAAUACCUAUAUCUGUUAAAAUCAGUGGUAUACAACACAGUUAGAUCCAGUAAAUUAACGAUAUUUUACAUACUGGAAAUCUACCCUCGCAAACAUUCUAAUUUCAUGAAUCAAAUGCAGUGUUGCGAAAAAGGUAACAUGUAAGAAACAAAUGUUUUUAUUGUCAGUAUGUUAUAUCGACUGAGUGCGUGUGUGCCCUGUUUUUAUAUGAACGUGCUGAUUCCCGCCAAUUAGAGAGGAGUGAAUUAUCGAUCAGAGCAAUGAUACACAAAGCCGUAUGAGCAGUCUUGAGUACUUAUCAGUCCUGCUUUCUGCCUAACCCAGCCAGUUAAGUCCAGAACACCAAUAACAGCCUCUGCAAUAUGAAUCAUUAUUUUCAAACAUACUGAGUUUAUAUACCAAACAAACUGACCACAUCGUAUCAUAAAAUAGAAAGUAACAUAUGUGCAUGAUUCAGCUAAAUGUCGCUGUGAAUAGGGGGAACAGUAAUUUAAUGGACUAGGAAUAACUCAAGAAUGGUAAAGCGUAUAAUAAUAGUUUAUAGGUCAAAAUAAAGCUUAUAAUAAGAGGGACACGAAUAUGAAUGGUUUAGUUACUUAACAAUUAUAUAAUAUGAAAUAUGCAUAUCAUAUUGGUCCAUAAAUAGUUCUCAAAGUUACCAUUCAUAAAUCUCCACGGGAUAUAACACAGUAGUAUUGAUAAUCACUAAUCACUAGAACAACAAUAACGUGAGUGUAUGUUGGUGACAAGUAUCGUAACAUGUCGGUGUCCGAAUUGAGUUCAGAUUAACAAGAUUGAAACUUAACACUAACAAAAUUCUUCGAGAACUGAAACUCUAAAUCGGUAGCUUAUUUAUUUAUUUAUUUAAACACAUAAAUAUUGGUACAAGGAAAAACCAGAUAAAUAUGCGCCUCACAAAUCUCAUUUGAUUUGUGUGAGGGCUGUGAUACUGCCCAGGUGCCCAAAUCGGUAGCUACUUUUUGUUUUAAUUAAAACUGAAAUUUUAUGUACUCUCAGAAUUCUACAGUGGACUAAAAAUACACAAAUGUUCGAUCCCAUUAAGAUCAGUAGUAAAUUUCAUUAAUUCAUUAGCAUACCAUUUCUUCAAAUACACUUAUCUUUGCUGUGAAAAUCUUUCUAACAAUGUACAAAACCUAAAAUUAAAUAUUCAUUUAAAUUUUAAAUUCAAGAUAACAAACUAGAAACAUGACAAAAUUAUUACAUUUGUUCGUGAUUCGCUAGCAUUCCUAUUACCGAAUGUCUUGAUAUCAUUUUCAGUUUAUUAGAAUCGGGCACAAAUCGAUCAAAAUGAUAUCCACUAAGCACCAGUGAAACCAUCAAUGCUCUGCACUUCCUCUUAGGAACUAAUCAUUUUAGAUCCGAAGGAAGCUUAUUUCGAUGGACAAAUGAAGUUGAGGUAGAUCUCUCUGUAUCACCUAUAUUUGCGUAUCUAUUCAUGAAUAGAUUUGGAAAAAAACAUAUCCAUUAACAGACCGCUGUUUUAAACUCUUACCGACUUUUUUGUAUGAUUUAACCGAUAAUAGAGGAGUCAGUCAUACGUGGCAUAAAAGUUGCCACUCGUACCUAUCAGUACAAGUUGUCACAACAUAUUAGCACAGCAAGGUGAAAUUAUCAAGGCAAAUCCCAGAGUCGUAGAGUUAGUAAUACUAUUAAUGGUAGUCGCCAAAAUUAGGAAUAAGUCAUAAGAUUCUAAGUGGAAGAAUAAAUUAUCAGGACAAACAUAAAAUAGUAUAAGGUAAUUUUAAAACUUGAGGUCUAAGGAAAAGAGAGAGUGAAUAUGAAUCUUCGCCAUCGCGAUCUAUUUUGAGCACAAUCAUUCAGCCUCCAAACAUCAACUAAGAUAAUUGCGCAGACGCUAUCCAAUCAGUGUGCUCCCCAAAACACGGCUCACUUCCGCUAGUUGACGAGUUUACGAACUGAUUCCACGUCUUACUUUGACCACCCCAGCUUUCUUCCAGUCUACUCUUACACCUCCCAACAUCUCUUAUCGAGGUAGGCAGUGGUUAGAUAUUUGUGUAAUACAUGUUCAGACGAUAAAGAUUCAUAACCUCAUCAAUAGAUUUUCCGCUCCUGUCUAGUAUUAUGCGUCUAUCUCAUCAGUGCUCACUCUAUAGCUUCAACAUACGGUAUCAAUGCUACAGACGCAUCUGUUAUCAAAUUCUAGUGACCGACGAAUAUCCUCUACUUUUAAAGGUUACUUUUAACAACCACGGAGUAUAGCAAAACUAAUUGCUGCCUAGUGUGCUCGUCCUUUGGUUAGCAGGCAGACAAACAAGUGAUGCAAAUUAGAAAAUGUUAGGAAAGCUUUCUCACAUCAACUCAUUAGGGCUGAUGCAUUCAAUUACUUUACUCCCUAUUAUUAAUCCAGACAUUGACGUAGAUCAGUCUUGAAGCAGCAUUUUGUAUGCAAAUGUGAGGAAUCGUAUUCCAAGCAUGGUUACCUUCCUACUUUGGGAGAUCAGAAGAAUGCAUUUGAUGAACAUCUUCAUCAAACAGACUGCAAAAAGUGACAAUCAUGUUGUAGGGAAAGGGUAAUUUUAAUUCAAAUAUCUUACACCGCCUCGUCUUUAUUUUAUAGAUUCAAACUAUUUGUUGGAUCUCCAUGUUUGGUUUAAUCUAUGGGCAUAUAAUCAUAAAGUACAAAUUUUAUCUAUGGCUGAAAGUCGUGUAACACCAAUCAAUAGAUUUUGGUCUGUUUUAAUUGUCCCUGAAGAUGUUAAAGGUUUGUCUUAAUUCGUGUUCAUGUAAAUUUCUUUCAAUUCAAUAAAGUUAUUUAAUGUUACUUUGCUUACAAUCUGAAGUUUUCAAUAUUGUCAUCCUUACGAAGUGUGUUUUACAUUAUUUGGUAUAGUGAAAGUAUGUAAACUUUCUAAGUUCACUGAAUACAAGCACUGACUGACUAGCUACAUUAAAAUCUAGUUCAGAAUUGUCCAUUACAUGGCUUCAUUCAGACUAUGAUUGGUUUACGUCAACCUUUUGAUUCUGCUAUGUAAAAUAAAGAUAAAUUUGUGACAUUACUGAGAAUAGAGACCUUUACUGCCGUAACGGGAGUUGCUCCGCUAAUGCAUUUGUGGGACUUAAGUCCUUUCACUGAUUAUACUAGGAUGUUAUGGCAUUAAAAUGUUCCUCUAUAUAUAGUAACCAACGAUACGAAUUUCGAUUUCUCGAUACUUGGGAAAGCUGGAGUAGACUAAACAGAAUUGGGUUAUCCCCUUCCUAAAAUCUGUAAAUGCUACAGUUAAAUGUUACUAGUUGAACCAAUUAAGACGUUAGACGCUUAUUUAUUUAAACACACAUAAAGAAUGGUACAAGGAGGAGUCAAAUAUUUAUGUGCCACAAUUCGUCAUUCGAUUUGUGUGAAGUCUUGAAUACUGCCCGGGUGCCCAAACCGAAGCAGGUGGUUUUCUUAGGGGGCCACUCCUUCAGCCUUUAACCUAGAGGUCUAGUGCACAGGGUAGGGGAGCAACGUUAGGAGAUGCAGUCCCAUGGUAUUCGGUGACAAACAAUAUGUUCAUACGCCAUUCGUUCAUUCAGGAUACUGGAGCCCAUGUGUACCAUUGGUUUGGAAACAGGGUUUCCCAACUCCAUCAGAUGGAUCCUCCGUGUUCACCAACCUGGUUAAGGCCUCAGACACGAGCUUUCUGUCAUCCCAAUUACGUAAACACCACCCUCACUGUAAGAAGACAUUGAGUAGGAUACUGUGUCUAAGUAAGUGAUCAUUAGUUCUAGAAUCUCAGCUGCUAAUUAUCCAAUCCCUUGUAAAAAGUGAAGAACAAUUGUACUUUUUUAAAACCUAGAUAAGUUGCUUAAACAAAAUUGUUCAUCUAAAUCUUAAAUCUGUUUUUACUCAAAACUCGCGUAGAAUUUCCGGAUAACUAACUCUUAGAUAUUUUCCUUAUGUUAUUCAAUCCAGUCAUAGUUUCAUCACUUAUUCAAAUAACCUCAUUUUUUUUAAGUCGCAAAAAUCGUUAUUUUUCUAAACUCAUUUCAUUAUUUAUCAUCUAUAUUGUAGACCGAGAGAUGGGUAAAUUGGUACGUAUCGAUUCAGAUCAUUUAUAUAUAAGUAAACCAAUGAAUCCUUCUGAUCUGUCGUAUACUAGUAUUGUUAAUUUUAUUGAAAAUUUAUCAUUAUGUAAACAGUUACCUGUGAAUACCAAUAUAAAAAAGCCUUUCUAACUUUCCAUAUUUCUAGAGUACAUUGAAAGUUUCUUAUUAUUAUAACCUUUUCUAAUCUCAUUGACUUUUUUCAGUUCAUCAGUGAACAAACGUGGUCUAAUUUAUGAUGUAUGUUUUUCAAGUUGUGAAAUUCUUUCUGUUUGUUCGUUUUACUAAUUCAUUAUUUGUACAGACUACUUAUCUUAGUUUUUUUUACUCUUUCUUUCAUAAAGAUUAGUUUAAUAUAAUUUUUUAUUUAUUUUUAGAAGUGAUGUUUUGAUUUUUUUUAUUUAUUCUAAGGUGAUUCUGUACAGUGCAGUAUCUGUGUAUGUGCGUGUUCACCUUUGAUUCUUCUCCACAAUGUGUCUUUUUUAGAUUAAUUUAUUUCUUUUUAAGUGGAAUUCAUACUGUUACCUGCAUUAUUUUGUAAUUUCUGAUAUAUAUA